Molecule: messenger RNA, 646 nt
Organism: Struthio camelus australis
Lineage: Eukaryota; Metazoa; Chordata; Aves; Struthioniformes; Struthionidae
Source: RefSeq, a predicted model, not a curated record
CGCUCGACAGCCAGCUCACCGUGGAGAAGACCCCCAGCUACUUCGUCACCAAGGAGGCCCCGCGGCGGAUCUUCAACAUGUCCCGGGACACCAAGCUGAUCGUGGUGGUGAGGAACCCGGUCACCCGGGCCAUCUCGGACUACACGCAGACGCUCUCCAAGAAGCCGGACAUCCCCACCUUCGAGGGGCUGUCCUUCCGCAACCGCAGCCUGGGGCUGGUGGACACGUCCUGGAACGCCAUCCGCAUCGGGAUGUACGCCGUGCACCUGCAGAGCUGGCUCCAGUACUUCCCCCUCUCCCAGAUCCACUUCGUCAGCGGGGAAAAGCUGAUCACGGACCCCGCCGGGGAGAUGGGCAAAGUCCAGGACUUCCUGGGCAUCAAACGGGUUAUCACGGACAAGCACUUCUACUUCAACAAGACAAAAGGGUUUCCUUGCCUGAAAAAAACAGAGAGCGGCAGCUUGCCCCGCUGCCUGGGCAAGUCCAAAGGGAGGACUCACGUGCAGAUAGACCCGGAGGUGAUAGAGCAGCUUCGGGACUUUUAUAGACCUUAUAAUAUUAAAUUCUAUGAAACAGUUGGGCAGGACUUCAGGUGGGAAUAAGCAUUCGGGAGCAGAGCUGCGGUGAUGUGCACGCUCUGCAGUCU